Messenger RNA from Poecile atricapillus (Black-capped chickadee), 3638 nucleotides. It is a transcript of the gene RNF166, whose product is annotated as ring finger protein 166. Gene Ontology annotation, molecular function: ubiquitin protein ligase activity. The transcript has 6 exons. Gene Ontology annotation, biological process: protein polyubiquitination; ubiquitin-dependent protein catabolic process. Bases 205 to 1350 code for a protein of 381 amino acids. Lineage: Eukaryota; Metazoa; Chordata; Aves; Passeriformes; Paridae. The record is from RefSeq and is a predicted model, not a curated record.
GGGAUGUUACCGGGAGCGGGGGAUCGGAGGUGGCACUGGAGGGACGGCGGGAGCAGCACCGGGGGGGUCCCGGGGUGACACCAGAGGCAGCCCCGGGGGACACUGGUGACAUACCGGGAACAGCACCGGGGGGACACCGGGCCGGUACCGAUUGGGGAUGUCCCGGAGGCAGCACGGGGGGAUGCCCGGGGCAAUACCGGGGGGAUGCCCCGGGGGUCCGUUCCGAGGCCUGACCGGACUCACACACCUGUCUCCCGGUACGCGGCGGCGCCGCGGCGGUUCCGUGUCCGCCCCGCAGCCACCACCGUCACCCGCCCUGUCGCACAUGGCGGCGCCACUUGGUCCCGGUGGGUCCAGGUGAGUUCCGCUCCGCCCCGGUGGAUUCCGGUGGGUCCAGGUGAGUUCCGCUCGGUCCCGGUGGGUCCUGCUGGGCUCGGGUCCCGCUCGGCUCAGUUCGGCUCGCGCUCGGCUCGCGCUCGGCUCCGCUCGGCUCCCCUCGGCUCCUCUCGGUCCCGGCGGGCCGCUCCGUGUCCCAGCGCGCUCCCGUCGCGCGGCGAUGACGCAGCGGCGCCGCUCGGUGACGUCGCAGCCGCCCCGCCGGCCGCCGCCGCCGCCGCCAUGUUCCGGAGCCUGCUGGUGGCGGCGGCGCAGCGGCCGCAGGGCCCGGCCGGGCCCCCCCGCGCCGCCCCCGGGCCCGGGGCCGCGGCCGAGGCGCUGGAGGCGCAGUUCAGCUGCCCCAUCUGCCUCGAGGUUUUCCACCGCGCCGUCGGCAUCGCGGGCUGCGGGCACACGUUUUGUGGGGAAUGCCUGCAGCCCUGCCUGCAGGUGCCCUCCCCGCUGUGCCCGCUCUGCCGCGUGCCCUUCGACCCCAAAAAGGUGGAGAAGGCUUCCAGCGUGGAGAAACAGCUCUCGUCCUACAAGGCUCCCUGCAGAGGCUGCAGCAAGAAGGUGACCCUGGCCAAAAUGCGCUCCCACGUCUCGUCCUGCGCCAAGGUGCAGGAGCAGAUGGCCAACUGCCCCAAGUUUGUUCCAGUUGUCCCCACAUCCCAGCCUAUUCCCAGCAACAUUCCCAAUCGCUCCACGUUCGUGUGUCCGUACUGCGGGGCCCGGAACCUGGACCAGCAGGAGCUGGUGAAGCACUGCAUGGAAAACCACAGGAAUGACCCCAACAAAGUGGUGUGCCCGGUGUGCUCAGCCAUGCCCUGGGGGGAUCCCAGCUACAAGAGUGCAAACUUCCUGCAGCACCUGCUCCACAGGCACAAGUUCUCCUACGACACCUUCGUGGAUUACAACAUCGAUGAGGAGGCAGCGUUGCAGGCAGCCCUGGCUCUGUCCCUCUCUGAGAACUGAGGCUGAUCCUUCUCCCUGCCCCGGCUCCUUCUGCACAUUCUGGGAGCCCUUCGGAGCUGCCUCUGUUCCUGCUGCUCUCCAGACAAAUCCCACCUUGUUUAAAAAGGUGGAGCCUCUUCAGCUGUCACAGUGAGUGAGCAGAGACCUCUGGAGAGAGGAGCUGGCGCCGCUGGGCUGGGAUCAAUCCUUGGAUGGGCAUUUCAUAUCCGUGUUGGGAGCAUAUCCCCGUGUCCAGAUCUGUUUAUUAUUAGAUGCUUUUUGGCACACUCCUCCCUGCUCUCUGUUGCAACAGAAUAGGUGCCUGAAACUGAUAGAUUGGAUGCCAAACACCCUAAUUUGGGACUGGAGUCAGCCACAUCCUUUCAAAAAGGAGGAAGGCAGCACGGAGCAUCUUUUUUUAAACUCUCCAAGGAUUUUUCUAGAGAUGUCAGGCUGUCCUGACCGCCCUGUGCUGGAGGCUGGAGCUGCCUCCUUCACCUGAAUUCUGGGAUGAGACUGAAGAGUGGCUCAGAGGAGCCCUUGAGGAUGGCAUCCAGCAUCCAGGGAAACCCUCCCCUUCCUCGUUUUGUACCGGCUCUUGGAAUACCAAAUCCUUGUGUUUUUCUACACGAAGCAGCGCGAAGCCUUUUCCACGUUUUCUAGAGCGGGGUCAGAAGCUGUUCCCCUUCACACUGCAAUAUCUGCCACCUGGGACAAGAGUAUUUUUAUGGAACAUUAUUAAGAAAGUUUAUUUUUUACACAACCCAAGCAAAUGAACAUGUGGAUUGGGAAUGGGGCAGGAGCUGGAUCCCAGAGCGGUGGGUCAGACUCUGAGGUGGGGGGAAGUGCAGGGAUAUUUCUGGGCCAUUGUGGGAUAUUUCUGGGCCUUUCCUGGAUGUCUCUGAGCCUUUCCCUUCCCUCACCAGAGCUGUCUGCCUGUGAGGGAGCAGGCAGGAUCGUUGUGCCAUGCUGGCACUCGGCAGGAGCAGCUGGAUUGGAUCCUGGUGCUUGUUGCCCAUGGAAUGUCUGUCCAUGCAGGAUCCCAGCCCUGAGCUCCUUAUCCCCUCAGAAAUAAGGGAUUGUGUCUCCCUGUUGUAAUCCCUCCCUGGGAAUGGGGCAGUGUUGAUCCAGGGUGCUCCACAGCAUCCUGGUGACCCGUUCCCCCUGCCCCUUCCCCUCAGCCCUGCCUGCUGCUGGUGGAGUUGGCUCUGGAGGGCUGGGAGAGGUUGGGAGGGAGAUGAGCCUGAGGCUCCCAGUGCUGAUUUCCAAGAGCCUUCCUGCAGGAUUUUCAGGGAACAGGGGUGGGAGAGCCCCCUCUGCGUCUCCCUGCCUGGAGAAUUCCAGAGCUUUAUCCAAAACCUGGCUCCAGCUCUGCUCUAGCAAUACUGGCUUGGGUUUUAUUUUGAUUUUCAUAGUACUGGUUGAUUUUGGGAUCUGCAGCCCUGCGAGGAGUGUGCAGGGAACCCUCAGCUCCCCGGGCAGGGCAGGGAAAGGGCUGGAGCUGCCCUGCUCCCCUUUCUGGAGCCAGGCCAGCGAGGAGGGAUGGGAUCUUAACUGUUGGAGGAUGAUCCUGGUGGGAUGGAGAGCACUGCCAUCUUCUAGGAGGGACCCAGGAGCUGUCCUGUGCUCAGCUGGGACCCUCAGCUGCUGCUCCAUGAGAGCUCCUGGCUGCUGGGCCAGCACUGUUGACCUCGGGCUCCUUCCCUCUCUCCUCCUCCUCCUUCUUGCCCCACAGAGACAGAGCAGGGGCAGCAAGAGCUGCUUUUGUAAAGCACUUUAAGGCCCCAGGUGUGAGGGGCCACACCAGGCCAUGCCAGGGAUCCCUCUGAGCCAGGGAUCUCUCUGUGCUGAGCCAGGGAUCCCUCUGAGCCAGGGAUCUCUGUGUGCUGUGCCAGGGAUCUCUCUGUGUUCCAGGGAUCCCUGUGUGCUGUUCCAGGGAUCUCUGUGUGCUGUUCCAGGGAUCCCUGUGUGCUGUUCCAGGGAUCCCUGUGUGCUGUUCCAGGGAUCCCUGUGUGCUGUUCCAGGGAUCCCUCUGUGCUUUUUCAGAGAUCCCUCUGAGCCAGGGAUCCCUGUGUGCUGUUCCAGGGAUCUCUGUGUGCUGUUCCAGGGAUCCCUGUGUGCUGUGCCAGGGAUCUCUGUGUGCUGUUCCAGGGAUCUCUCUGUGUUCCAGGGAUCCCUGUGUGCUGUUCCAGGGAUCUCUCUGUGUUCCAGAGAUCUCUGUGUGCUGUUCCAGGGAUCUCUGUGUGCUGUUCCAGGGAUCCCUGUGUGCUGUUCCAGAGAUCUCUGUGUGCUGUUCCAGGGAUCUCUCU